Messenger RNA from Hyposmocoma kahamanoa, 782 nucleotides. RefSeq lists its product as uncharacterized. Lineage: Eukaryota; Metazoa; Arthropoda; Insecta; Lepidoptera; Cosmopterigidae. Bases 177 to 782 code for a protein of 201 amino acids. The record is from RefSeq and is a predicted model, not a curated record. The transcript is spliced from 3 exons.
GUUGUGACGUCACUGUGCAUAUAAACAAACUAAUGUCACUCUGACAAAUCUGACAUAAUCUGUGCUCAUAGAUUUGUUGUAGUUGUGAUCGUGAAAUUUUUGUAAAGCUUUCGUAAUAAGUCCCAUAAUCUACGUGUUACUGUUACUGUUUUCUCAUUUAAUUGAUAAAAACAAUCAUGGAUGCUGGAUUUGUGAAAGCGGAAAGUACAAAUUUGCCAAGAAUCGACACUUUAAUGGUCGGUAAUUUUUUUGCCUUGAACCCAGAUUUCUGCUCUGCCGAGCUGAGGAAUGUCAAGACUUCUAUAUCUGCAAGGGAGUCGUAUGGCGAUGAUGCCAUAGGUUACGUUCAAGUUAAACGUGAUGAUGAAAUCUGCACUGUGAAAUGUAAAAUAUGUCCAGAGCACAAGGUACGCUUGAAGCAAUAUACAGUGACAGUACUGGUUGAUGAACAAGAAGAAAAAGUUAAGAGUGCUCUCUGUGAAGAUUGUCCUGCAGCUGCUGGAGGCUGUAAACAUGCUGUUGCAUUUUUAAUGUGGUUGCACCGUCGCACUGAAGAGCCUGCUUGCACAUCGGUUGAGUGCUAUUGGAAAAAAUCCAAUCUCGCCAAAGUUGGAUCAACAUUCAAAAUAAUAAAUGCAAAAGAUAUGUCCAAACGAAAAUAUCAGGAUCCUGUAUCUAAUACAAGCGUGUUAAUAGAAUUUAUGGAUGAAUUACAAGAUCUCCUGCCCAGAGUAGACUUACGAACCGAUGGCAUAAUGAGGUUCACAAGAGCUAUUAUGUAG